Sorex araneus (European shrew) is the source of this 1347-nucleotide messenger RNA. It is a transcript of the gene UNC93A, whose product is annotated as unc-93 homolog A. Bases 1 to 1347 code for a protein of 448 amino acids. NCBI's taxonomy places the organism in Eukaryota, Metazoa, Chordata, Mammalia, Eulipotyphla, Soricidae. The transcript is spliced from 8 exons. The record is from RefSeq and is a predicted model, not a curated record.
AUGGAUCAAAGUCUGAAGAACGUCCUGGUGAUCUCCUUUGGGUUCCUGCUCCUGUUCACUGCCUAUGGGGGGCUUCAGAGUCUGCAGAGCAGCCUGAACAGCGAGGAAGGCCUGGGCACCGCGGCGCUCAGCACGCUCUAUGGCGGGGUGCUCCUGUCCUCCAUGUUCCUGCCCCCGCUUCUCAUCCAGCGGCUGGGCUGCAAGUGGACCAUCGUCGUCUCCAUGUGCUGCUACGUGGCCUUCUCCCUGGGGAACUUCUACGCCAGCUGGUACACCUUGAUUCCCACGUCCAUCGUGCUGGGCUUGGGGGCAGCCCCGCUGUGGUCAGCCCAGAGCACUGCCCUCACCAUCAUGGGGAGCAGGCAGGCCGAGAAGGAGGGCCGAGCGGGCAAGGACGUGAUCACCCGUUACUUCGGCAUCUUCUUCCUCGUCUUCCAGUCGUCGGGCGUCUGGGGCAACCUCAUCUCAUCCCUGGUGUUCGGCCAGACCCCCACCCAAGAGACCAUCCCUGAGGAGCAGCUGCUGACGUGUGGUGCCGCUGACUGCCUGGCAUCGGGGCCCAGUUCCAACAGCACCCAGCGGCCCUCCCAGCAGCUGGUCUACACCCUGGUGGGCAUCUACACAGGGAGCGGGAUCCUGGCGGUGCUGCUGGUGGCCGUCUUCCUGGGGCCCAUCUGCGAGCUGGCCAGCGGGGGCCCGCGGGAGGUGGCCCCGCUCUGGGCCACGCUGCUGGCCACCUUCCGGCUGCUCCGGGACAGGCGCCUGUGCCUGCUGCUGCUGCUGCCCCUCUACAGUGGCUUCCAGCAGGCCUUCCUGGCCGGGGACUACACCAAGUCCUACGUCACCUGCGCGCUGGGCAUCCAGUUCGUGGGCUACGUGAUGAUGUGCUUCGCGGCCACGGACUCGCUGUGCUCGGCCCUGUACGGCAGGCUGGCGAGGCACACCGGCCGGAUCCCACUCUACGUGCUGGGUGCCCUGACCAACUUCUCCUGCAUCGUGGCCCUGCUGCUCUGGAAGCCGCACCCCAGCCAGCUGCCGCUCUUCUUCCUCUUCCCCGGCCUCUGGGGCCUGGCCGACGCCGUGUGGCAGACACAGAACAGCGCUCUCUUCGGGGUGCUGUUCGAGAAGGACAAGGAGGCGGCCUUCGCCAACUACCGCCUGUGGGAGGCGCUGGGCUUCGUCAUCGCCUUCGGCUACAGCACCUUCCUGUGCGUGUCCGUCAAGCUCUACAUCCUCCUGGGGGUGCUGGGCGCUGCCAUGCUGGCCUACGGGGCCGUGGAGUACCUGGAGUCCCGGGGGCAGCGCCAGCCGGCCACGGGGGACGGCUCCGGCCACACGAGAAUGUGA